AUGAGGGUCCACUGUGAUUGCACUAGAGGUGUGAAGGAAGGCGUGUGGUCACAAGAAACUCCCAGACAGGAGGGACCCGGGCGCCCGGCACGGGGCCCCGGGGCGCUCUACUUACCCGGCCGGGCGGCGGCCGCGGUCCCUCGCGGGUCCCGUGCGCAGCACAACUUGCUGUCUUUCCCUGGCGGGGACAGCGCGGCACCAAAGAAGACUGUCUUUCUUGCCUUUGCCACUAUCCGGACGGAGAUCGAGGCGAGUCUGGAGAGCUGGGGUGGGAGGACCCGCCCGGAGAGCCCGCCGGCUGCGGCCGUGCGGCCCGGGAACACGGUGGAUGCCGGCUCCAGCUUUGGCAGGCGAGGCACGCGCCGCCUCUUCCCCGCCCUCCCUUUGCCGCUGUCCCCUCCCCUCGGCCCCGCCGCGCAGUCCUGGACGCGCGAGAGUGGGGGCGGCAGACAGACUGAGAAUCCAGGGAGAAAGUUGCUCGCCUUCCCCGCAGCUCCCCGGGGGGCGCCGAGGCCACACCCGACCCCUGUUUGCUUUUCUGGGUCAAUCCCUGGGGUCUGGGGCUGCAGUGUUAUGAGGACCAGGAUGGGAAGUAGCCUCAGAGAUGGGGAGAGCGAUGUCUAUGAGCUUUAAGGGGCUCUUGAGAAGUGGUCACUUUGGAGGGCAGAGAGCAUGACGGGUGUGGACGUAGGAAAGAGAAGGCUGGGCACGCCACGCGAGGCUGCUGGAUUCCGUGGGGGCAAAGCCAGAGAGAAAGAAGGCAGACUACUCCCCUGCCAAGCCUCUCCCAACAGCUGCAAACCUUUGGGAACUUCUUUCAAGAUAUUUCUCUUCCUCUCUUUCCUCUUCCUCUUUCCUGGGUUUCCCCCACUCCCUUACCUCCCCUCUCACCCUCUCUCCUCUUUCUGCUACCCUCCUUUCUCCUCCCGUCCCCUUCCCUGCCUCUUACCCACUCCACUCCCCAACCCACGAUCAGCCUUAACAUCUAUCUACACAACCUCUAAAUUUCCUUUCUGAAAAUCUGCUCCUUUUGAUUUCUUCUUAGGACCUGCCCAGUUCUGACUUGCCAUCAGCCUUUUUAACCCUUCGGAAGCCAGAUCCGUGUUUUGUGGGUGACUGACUGACCUCUGGAGUCUCCACAGAGGACAGUUAUUUUAGGAAGCUGCCAUCUGGGACCAGCAACUUUUGAAGUACAUACUUGCUUAGAUGCAGUUUUUGUGAUGUGCCUUUUUCAAAGCAGCUGGAAGUAAUAACUGGGACCAAACUCAGGCAGUCAGGUCGGAAGCGAGUGCUUAUCCCAGCUGAGUCAUCUUACUGGCCUGCAGUGAUUCAAGGGAGACACAUUGAAGGAGAGGAUUCACUCUACAGAGUUCAUGAAGAAUCCAGGAUUUGGUUCCCAAUACCAGGUAUAAUUGUGCAUGCCUGUAACCUCAGACCAAGGAGAUAAAGACAGUUGGACAGUGCAAACAGAAGUUCAAGGGAAGCCUGGCUAUAUGAGAUCUUUCUCUAAAUAAUA
Molecule: messenger RNA, 1516 nt
Organism: Mus caroli (Ryukyu mouse)
Lineage: Eukaryota; Metazoa; Chordata; Mammalia; Rodentia; Muridae
Source: RefSeq, a predicted model, not a curated record